UACAGUUGUGUAGCUCCGAGCUGCGCCGAUUUCCACAUUUCCACAUUUCCACACCCACUGCACUCAGUUAGCUUGUAAGAGUCGAACCGGGCGGAGGGCAACGGUUUUUUUGGCCAGCAUAGCCAAAAAUCAACACGCUUGCUCCGUGUCCAACGAACCGGAGUCCGUGAAUCUCUAAGCGGAUAGCCGGAGAUCGAAGGAGGAAGGAAGGAGGAGCAGAAGGAGUAGCAGUCAUGCCCAUCCACUGGGACUGGGACUGGGAGCACGACCAUGACCACGGCGGACACCACCACUGGCCACCGCGUCGUCAUUGGUCCACCGGGGAGGUGAAGUGCCGCCAGAGGCACUACUACCUCUCCCACGAUCUGGAUGUCUGUGCCAGGGACUUCCAUCUGCGGAUGGACGACAGUGCCUGGUGUCACGGAUCCUGUUUGGUGGGAAGAGUGGUGAUCGAAACCGGAACCGAACCGGAUUCCCUGGGGAGGGGAACCUUCAAGGUGGUCCUGGAUGUCCACCACUUUCAGAUCGGCGAACUCACAGUGAAGGCCAGGAAUAGUGACACCGUCUGCGUGGAGGGCAAGCAAUCGGAUGACCGGGCGGAGAAGGGUCAGCUCUGCAUCACCCGUGAGUUCACCAGAUCCUACAAACUUCCGAGGCACUAUGACGCCACCCAGGCGAGGGCCACCUUCUCCGCCGAUGGAAUCCUCAUGAUUACGGUGCCGGCACCUCCCAAAUUGGACGACGUGGAGCGAGUGGUUGAGAUCGAGCCCACGGGUAACUAUUUCGGCAGUGUUUCCGAUCCCACGGCCACCAAGGCCAUCGAGCAGGGGGAAAAGGAUGGCGAAGGAGGCGCAGAUCCGGCCGAGAUGGAGUUGGACAAAUGAAGCCGGCGACGUCUGGCGGUUGCGCGGAGAUUCCGAUUUCUGUUGCCCAAAUGGAAAUGGAAACGGAAACCCAAAUGCGUUUAGGCCGCCAGAGGCAGUCGAUCGGUUGGAAAAAAUGAAGAAAAACUAGGAAAAUUUAACUGAGGAGAUGGGUAAACUAUUUCCCAGUCACCAGGCACUUGCACAUUGGAGUACUUCCCCCAAAAAAAUAGUUACUUGGAUUGUUCUUUGGUCCCAACUUAGACAGCACGUAGAUCCUCGUUCGAAACGUGAGCAAAUAUGGCGCAGUCAACAUUGUUCUAGGGUUUUUCUUAAGAUAGCUUCAAUCUACAUACAUUAAAGAGUUGACAAACGCUUGUGAUUUUGUUUAAUGCCAAUAAAGGACUUUAUCAGAAAACAAA
Molecule: messenger RNA, 1285 nt
Organism: Drosophila ficusphila
Lineage: Eukaryota; Metazoa; Arthropoda; Insecta; Diptera; Drosophilidae
Product: heat shock protein 23
Exons: 1
Coding region: 234-884 (216 amino acids)
Biological process (GO): protein refolding; response to heat
Molecular function (GO): protein folding chaperone
Source: RefSeq, a predicted model, not a curated record